AUGGCAGGCAAAUCGUCACCGGCGACUCGCACGCCUGCGAAAACGCCCUCCCUCAAGCGCCAGCCGUCUUCCUCCGCAGGAACCCAGAGGACUAUAGUGCAGUUCUUCUCAAAGUCUGCCUCCAAAUCGACGCCCAAGCCCACGGCCUCGGCUCCAGAUUCGUCCCCGUGCCUAAGAGAAUCUGCGCGAACGAACGAACUCCCCAAGACCAAGCGACCACCCAGCAUAACUCAUGUACCCAGUAGCGAUGUCAUUGAGCCCUCGAGCUCGCAGGAGAAUAUGGACGGUACUGGACUCAAGGUCACUGGUAGCAGACAAGUUCUGCCGUCUUCUAGCCCUACGCGAAAGGCUAGGAAGCCCGUCAAUUACACCGAGCAGUCCGACGACGAGGACGACGACCCGUUCGACCGCAUUAGAGCUGCAGGCACGCGCCGUCGCACGAAGGCACCGGCCGCACCCGCUGACGAUGGCGAUGACUAUGAGGACGCCGCUAGCAACGAUGAGGAUGCCGAAGAAAUGGACGAUUUCAUUGCUUCGGACGAGUCGGACGCUCCUUCGCGCUCCAAGAAGAGGAAGCGCCCCCAAGCCCCGAAGAACUCUCAGCCCAGGAAGAAAUCGGCUGUCUCUGCUCCCAUCAAGGAGGAAGAAGAGGGCGAUGAAGAUGAGUUGAUGGAAGACCUCCCUUCCACCUCAACAGCCCAGCAGUGGCGCUACGACCCCAACAACGUCGCUUCGUCUGCCCCUCGGUCUGUCCAGAGCCCGGUGGCACGUCGGCCGGCAGCUUCGAAACGCAAGGAGAAGGCUCACGUCACGGAGCCCGAGGCCAGGUACCCUUGGCUGGCUAACAUCCAGGAUAUCAAUAAGAACCCCCCGGGCCACGCCGAGUACGAUCCCUCUUCCGUCUACAUCCCCCCCGGUGCUUGGCACAAAUUCUCCCCUUUCGAGAAGCAAUACUGGGAAAUCAAGCAAAAACUCUGGGAUACUGUGGUCUUCUUCAAGAAGGGCAAGUUCUACGAGCUCUAUGAGAACGAUGCCACCAUUGGACACCAGCUCUUCGACUUGAAGCUCACAGAUCGCGUCAACAUGCGCAUGGUGGGUGUUCCUGAGAGCUCCCUCGACAUGUGGGUCAAUCAGUUUGUCGCCAAAGGCUACAAGGUUGCUCGGGUUGAUCAAAUGGAGUCCGCUCUCGGUAAGGAGAUGAGAGAGAGGGGCGAUACUGCCCCCAAGGCGAAGAAGGCAGACAAGAUUAUCCGCCGAGAGCUGGCCUGCAUCCUUACGGGCGGCACUCUUGUGGAUGGAAGCAUGCUUCAAGACGACCUCGCAACCUUCUGCGUUGCCAUCAAGGAGUCUGUGAUCGAUGGCAAGCCUGCUUUUGGAAUCACUUUCGUGGACUGCGCUACUGGCCAAUUCUUCAUCUCCGAAUUCGAAGAUGAUGCCGACCUCACAAAGUUCGAGACCUUCGUCGCCCAGACCAGUCCUCGAGAAAUCAUCCUGGAGAAGUCCCGUAUUUCCACCAAGGCCGUUCGGAUUCUCAAGAACAACACCUCUCCAAUGACCAUCUGGAAUUAUCUCAAGCCGGGUACCGAGUUCUUGGACGCCGACAUGAGUCGCCGAGAAAUCUCGAGCGGCGGCUAUUUCUCCAACGAAGAUGGCGAGGAGACCUGGCCUGAAGCCCUGGCCAAAGCCAAGGAGAAGGAUCUGCUCAUGUCUUCUCUGGGCGGACUGAUCCACUAUCUCAAGUUCCUGAAGCUUGAAGGGAGUCUACUGUCUCAGGGUAACUUUGAGUGGUACACGCCUAUUCGCCGUAACGGUACGCUCAUCUUGGAUGGCCAGACCCUGAUUAAUCUGGAGAUCUUCUCCAACACCCUGAACGGCGGCCCGGAAGGUGCACUCUUCACUUUGCUGAAUCGCUGUGUUACACCUUUCGGCAAGAGACUGUUUCGCCAGUGGGUGUGCCAUCCGCUUUGCGAUAUCAAGCGUAUCAAUGAGCGUUUGGAUGCCGUCGACCUUCUCAACUCCGACCGAAGUGUACGAGAACAAUUCUGUUCUCAGAUGACCAAGAUGCCCGACUUGGAACGUCUUAUUUCUCGGAUUCACGCCGCUUUGUGCAAGCCUGAAGAUUUCGUGCGUGUUCUGGAAGGGUUCGAGCAGAUCGAGUACACUAUGAGCCUCCUCGGUGCUUUUGGUGGCGGUAACGGGCUUGUCGACCGACUCGUUUCGUCGAUGCCUAAUCUCAAUGAACCGCUGUCUUACUGGAAGACUGCUUUUGAUCGAAAGAUGGCGAGGGAAGAGAAAUUGCUCAUCCCCGAGCGCGGCAUCGAGGAAGACUUCGAUAACAGUCAAGACCGGAUCGAAGAGAUCAAACAGGAGCUGCAGGGACUCUUGGGUAGAAAGAAGUCGGAGCUGAAGUGCAAGACCAUCAAGUUUACGGACAUCGGCAAGGAGGUUUACCAGAUCGAAGUUCCCAAAGCAGCCAAGGUGCCUAACAACUGGCGUCAAAUGUCCGCAACCUCGAGCGUCAAGCGCUACUACUUCGACGAGCUGACAGAUCUGGUUCGUGAGCUCCAGGAAGCGGAGGAGACCCAUUCUCAGAUUGUCAAGGAGGUCGCGGCGCGCUUCUUCCAGCGCUUCGAUGCCGAUUACGAGACGUGGUCGCAAUCAAUCCGCAUCAUUGCUCAACUCGACUGUCUCAUCAGUCUUGCCAGGGCUUCUUCUUCGUUGGGCGAACCCAGCUGCCGCCCAGAGUUCGUUGACGAAGACAGGAGCGUUGUCGAGUUUGAAGAACUGCGCCACCCUUGUAUGCUCAACACGGUGGCUGACUUCAUCCCCAACGACGUGAAGCUGGGAGGAGAUUCGGCCAAAAUCAACCUGCUGACCGGCGCCAACGCUGCGGGAAAAUCAACCGUCCUUCGAAUGUCUUGUGUCGCCGUCAUCAUGGCUCAGAUCGGAUGCUACGUUCCUGCCGUGUCUGCCAAACUGACACCUGUUGACCGAAUCAUGUCACGAUUGGGAGCCAAUGACAACAUUUUCGCUUCUCAGUCCACCUUCUUCGUUGAACUGUCCGAAACGAAGAAGAUUCUGUCCGAAGCCACACCGCGGUCUCUGGUUAUCUUGGACGAGCUUGGUCGCGGUACCAGCUCCUACGACGGUGUUGCCGUUGCGCAAGCUGUUCUGCACCACGUGGCGACGCAUGUGGGCUGCGUGGGCUUCUUUGCAACUCACUACCACUCUCUCGCCACGGAGUUCGAGAGCCACCCCGAGAUUGUGCCCCGUCGAAUGCAGAUCCACGUGGACGAGGAGGAGCGACGCGUGACAUUCCUCUACAAGUUGGAGGAGGGUAUCGCCGAGGGCAGCUUCGGAAUGCAUUGCGCAGCCAUGUGCGGCAUCUCGGACAGGGUCAUCGAGCGAGCCGAGGUAGCCGCCAAAGAAUGGGAGCACACGAGCAGGCUCAAGGAGAGCCUGGAGAAAGCCAAGUCAGGUUGCUACAUCCCUCUGGGUAUGCUCAGUGACGUGGCAUCCCUGCUGAACGGCGGCGAUGAGGUUGGAAAGAGAGGUGUCGAGGUGCUGCUGAAGGCUGUCGAGGCUCUCUAA
This is a messenger RNA of Colletotrichum karsti, 3591 nucleotides long. RefSeq lists its product as uncharacterized. Lineage: Eukaryota; Fungi; Ascomycota; Sordariomycetes; Glomerellales; Glomerellaceae. Gene Ontology annotation, biological process: mismatch repair. The coding region runs from base 1 to 3591 and encodes 1196 amino acids. The transcript is spliced from 5 exons. Gene Ontology annotation, molecular function: ATP binding; ATP-dependent DNA damage sensor activity; mismatched DNA binding. Gene Ontology annotation, cellular component: nucleus; MutSalpha complex. The record is from RefSeq and is a predicted model, not a curated record.